Messenger RNA from Myotis lucifugus (little brown bat), 2540 nucleotides. RefSeq names its product zinc finger DHHC-type containing 13 (gene ZDHHC13). The record is from RefSeq and is a predicted model, not a curated record. NCBI's taxonomy places the organism in Eukaryota, Metazoa, Chordata, Mammalia, Chiroptera, Vespertilionidae. The transcript has 19 exons. Gene Ontology annotation, biological process: protein palmitoylation. Gene Ontology annotation, molecular function: palmitoyltransferase activity; protein binding. Gene Ontology annotation, cellular component: Golgi membrane. Bases 149 to 2101 code for a protein of 650 amino acids.
ACGGGAGGCUCGCGGCGCGCUGGCCAGCGGGUUGCAUCCGCCACUUCGCGGCGUCCCUACAGUCACUGGGGCGAUGGGCGAUGGAGGGGCCGGGCCUAGCCUCGCAGAAUGGACGCAUCCUUGAGAAGAUGGCAAUCUCUAGAUACAGAUGAGAACACUGACGCUGUCUCCGGUUGGAUGCAGGAAUCACAGCCAUGGCCCCCACCCUUCAGGAUUUGGUCGACAAGGAGUCUGUGCACAUGAAAACAAAGAACUUGCCAAGGCAAGAGAAGCUCUUCCUCUUAUAGAGGACUCUAGUAACUGUGACAUUGUAAAAGCUACUCAAUACGGGAUUUUUGAACGAUGUAAAGAAUUGGUAGAAGCAGGAUAUGAUGUCAGGCAACCAGACAAAGAAAAUGUGUCGCUUCUUCAUUGGGCUGCUAUUAACAACAGACUGGAUCUUGUAAAGUUUUAUAUUUCAAAAGGUGCUGUGGUAGAUCAGUUGGGUGGAGAUUUAAAUUCAACUCCUCUUCACUGGGCCAUCAGACAAGGACAUUUACCCAUGGUCAUAUUAUUACUGCAGUAUGGUGCAGACCCCACCCUCAUCGAUGGAGAAGGAUUCAGCAGCAUCCACUUGGCAGUAUUAUUUCAACACAUGCCCAUUAUAGCAUAUCUCAUCUCAAAGGGACAGAGUGUGAAUAUGACAGAUUUAAAUGGGCAAACACCUCUCAUGCUAUCAGCUCACAAAGUACUUGGGCCAGAACCAACUGGAUUUCUUUUAAAGUUUAAUCCUUCUCUCAAUGUGGUUGAUAAAAUACACCAAAACACCCCACUUCACUGGGCAGUGGCAGCAGGAAAUGUUACUGCAGUUGAUAAACUUUUGGAAGCCGGUUCUAGCCUGGAUAUCCGAAAUGUUAAGGGAGAAACACCUCUUGAGAUGGCUCUACAAAGUAAAAAUCGGCUCAUUAUUCACAUGCUAAAAACAGAAGCCAAAAUGAGAGCUAACAAAAAAUUCAGACUUUGGAGGUGGCUACAGAAAUGCGAGCUCUUCCUGCUGCUGAUGCUUUCUGUGAUUACCAUGUGGGCUGUUGGAUACAUACUGGACUUCAAUUCAGAUUCUUGGCUUUUAAAAGGAUGUCUUCUAAUAACAUUGCUUUUUCUGACAUCUUUGUUUCCAAGGUUCUUGUUUGGGUAUAAGUGCCUUGUGUACUUACCAACGGUCCUUCUGCUAAGUUCCAUUUUUUGGAUAUUUGUGACUUGGUUCAUCUUAUUCUUCCCUCAUCUGGCAGGCACUCCUUUCUAUUUUGUUUUUAUUUUCAGCAUAAUAGGCUUCCUCUAUUUUUUCUAUAAGACUUGGGCAACGGAUCCAGGCUUCACUAAGGCUUCUGAAGAAGAAAGGAAAACGAAUAUCAUCACCCUUGCAGAGACUGGCUGUCUGGACUUCAGGACAUUUUGUACAUCGUGUCUUCAUAUGUUAAAACUAACUUGGAGCCAGAGGUUCAUGGUGACCCAAGAACCACUUAGUGAAACUUCUCAUUUUGCAGUUGAGGUAAGGAAGCCACUAAGGUCACUCCAUUGCCCUGUGUGCAAAUCCUGUGUGGCUCGAUACGACCAACACUGCCUGUGGACUGGACGGUGCAUAGGUUUCGGCAACCAUCGCUAUUACAUAUUCUUCUUAUUUUUCCUUUCCGUUGUGUGUAACUGGAUUAUAUAUGAAUCUUUCAUGUAUUGGUCAAAUCAUUGUGCCACAACAUUCAGAGAAGAUGGACUAUGGACCUACCUCAAUCAGAUUGUGGCUUGUUCCCCUUGGGUUUUAUAUAUCUUCCUGCUGGCAACUUUCCAUUUCUCAUGGUCAUCAUUUUUAUUAGUAAAUCAACUCUUUCAGAUUGCUUUUCUGGGCCUGACCUCCCAUGAGAGAACCAGCCUGCUGAAGCAGAGCAGGCAUAUGAAGCAGCCAUUGUCCCUCAGGAGGACACCAUACAACCUUGGGUUCACCCAGAAUCUUGCAGAUUUCUUUCAGUGUGGCUGCUUUGGCUUGGUGAAGCCCUAUGCAGUAGAUUGGACGUCACAAUACACCAUGGUCUUUCACCCAGCCAAGGAGAAAGUUCUUCGCUCAGUAUGAAGCAAAGCAGCCCAAAGCUCUCACUCUGAUUUGUUUGUGUUUAUGUUCACGCCCUGUGGUGUAAAAGUGAAGAUUUAGAGUUCACCUAAGCCCAGAGGAACACAGGUGGUUUUUAAAGCCAUUUGGUGAAAACAGAAGUUGUCGAUAAAGGCAUUAUACUUUUUUUAGAGUUAGCAAGAGCAGUCUUGGCAGACAUCUAAAAAAAAACAAAACUUUUAUAUUUUUUACAAAUGCAAGUUACUUUUGGGGGGGAUAAUAUUCACUAAUUAUGGAUAAAAUGUGUUAUUUUCAGAUACUUUAUUGGCUGUUUCAAAAUAGUCUGUUCUUUAAACUUGUAAUUUUUGAUAAAUUAUUUGUCUUUGUUUUAUCUAUAAAUAUGUAAAAAUAUUUAAAUAGAUAUACUGUUUUGCUUUCACACUUAAUAAAAAAAUUUUUUGUA